Molecule: messenger RNA, 1073 nt
Organism: Copidosoma floridanum
Lineage: Eukaryota; Metazoa; Arthropoda; Insecta; Hymenoptera; Encyrtidae
Product: NFU1 iron-sulfur cluster scaffold homolog, mitochondrial
Biological process (GO): iron-sulfur cluster assembly
Cellular component (GO): mitochondrion
Molecular function (GO): iron ion binding; iron-sulfur cluster binding
Source: RefSeq, a predicted model, not a curated record
AUAUCUGAAUGAACAGUGCACCUAAUAGUAAAAGUGAAAUAAGUGAUAUCAUCAUUUUUGACAUAAUAUUGAGCAUCGACGAAUUAAUGUGAUAUUUCUGAACAUGGAUAAAUUCUUGACAAAAUCUAUGUCAACAUGCCGAACUUUAGCAUGUCGCUCACUGGUUGCUUGUCAGUGCUCUAAAAGACUUCAAAAUGUAAAUAACAGUACGAGGCAAAUGCACUCAGUGUUGAGCCAUCCAAAACUAAAAUUGUGUUCACCAGUUAAUCAACAACAUGUUAAUCUCUUACAAUUGCAAAAACGCAAUAUGUUUAUACAAACACAAGAUACUCCUAAUCCGAACAGUUUAAAAUUUAUUCCUGGCGUAGAAGUUUUGGGUUCUGGAAAAACCAAAGAUUUUCCUACCUUGAAAGAUGCAUCUUGUUCACCUCUCGCUAGAAUGCUGUUCCGCAUUGAAGGAGUCAAAUCAGUGUUCUUUGGACCAGAUUUUAUCACUGUCACUAAAGCAGAUGAAGACUUGGAAUGGCAAUUGAUUAAACCUGAAAUUUUUGCCAGCAUAAUGGACUUUUAUGUCAGUGGUCUGCCCGUUAUGUCGGAAUCUCAGGCUUCAUCUGAUAUAGCAAGUGAAGAUGACGAUGAAAUAGUUCAAAUGAUCAAAGAACUAUUAGAUACAAGAAUAAGACCAACAGUUCAAGAAGACGGUGGAGACAUAGUAUUCAUGGGUUUUGAAGAUGGAAUUGUUAAAUUGAAAAUGCAAGGUUCUUGUACUAAUUGUCCAAGCUCUGUUGUUACUUUAAAAAAUGGAGUUCAAAAUAUGAUGCAAUUUUAUAUACCGGAAGUACUGGGGGUUAUACAAGUCGAAGAUGAAGCAGAUGAAAUUACGAAAGAGGAAUUUGAAAAACUCGAAAAAAAAGUUGGUGAAUCCGAAAGCGAACAAAAAUAGAAAUAUCUUUAAAUAUUUUUUUUAUUUGUAUUAUAGUUGUAACAUAUUACCUACUAGAGUCUUAAAGUUACGCAUAAAUGUAAAUUAUUUAGAAUUAAACAAGUAAAAACAAAUUUCUUUCAGUCUAUUU